UAGCGCCAGAAGGUUGUUUGAAGUUAAAAUGUGAAAUAUAUUGGAAGGGGGACGAAGAUUGAAUAAGAUCUAAGCUUUAACGCACAUAUCUAGGCAACUGAUGGUGAUGAUCUUUUUCAACAAGUCAAAUAAAAUAGUCUGGCGUUCAGUCAAUUACAAACGAUGUUCUGGCUUCCGCACCUCGAUCGACACAUCUAGAAUAGCCCACGGUGCAAGAUUAUAUUGCAGGCUAAUAAGAGUAGAUCUUCGUUUUAAGGUUUCAAAUUGACGUGUGGAAAAGGAGGCGACUGGAUCACAUUUUCUUCGUAAACAGAAUUGAAAAGGGAGAAAAGGCUGCUCUGUUGUAACCUAAUCCGUGCCCUUCUGGCGUUAGAUAGCCCGGAGCGAGAAUUCUUUCAGCCCUCCUCUUGUUUGGAGACGGACUGACGUUUUUAUGAGGAGCUCGACGGCUUUAUAUCAGAAGACAGACAAGGACAACAAGGACACGUAGGCUACGAGACGCAACAAACCUACAUAAAUCACACAUACAAUUGGAAGGGAAAACAGCUUUUUAUGUCUUCAGUGUCAGUGUCGUCUCAGGAGGGCCGCAGCGUGUCCAGGAUGUCCCUGAGCAGGUCUCCCGUCUCUCCUCUGGCGGCCCAGGGCAUCCCCUCCGCCGCCCAGCUCACCAAGGCCAACGCUCCCGUCCACAUUGACGUGGGCGGGCACAUGUACACCAGCAGCCUGGCUACGCUCACCAAGUACCCAGAGUCCAGAAUCAGCCGCCUCUUCAAUGGCACAGAGCCGAUCGUGCUGGACAGCUUGAAGCAGCACUACUUCAUCGACAGAGACGGAGAUAUAUUCCGCUACAUCCUCAGCUUUCUCAGGACAUGCAAACUACUGCUUCCAGACGACUUCAAGGACUUCCCCCAGCUGUACGAGGAGGCUCGUUUCUACCAACUGGCGCCCAUGGUGCGUGAGCUGGAGCGCUGGCAGGCUGAGCGGGAGGCCCAGAGGACAGCGCCCUGUGAGUGCCUGGUGGUGCGUGUGACCCCUGACCUCGGGGAGAGGAUCGCCCUGAGCGGGGAGAGAGUCCUCAUCGAGGAGAUCUUCCCCGAGACCGGAGACGUCAUGUGCAACUCGGUGAACGCCGGCUGGAACCAAGACCCCACCCACGUCAUCCGCUUUCCUCUCAACGGAUACUGCCGGCUGAACUCUGUGCAGGUUCUGGAGCGUCUGUUCCUGAAGGGCUUCAGCGUGAAGGCGUCGUGUGGGGGCGGGGUCGACUCCUCCCAGUUCAGCGAGUACGUCUUGUGCCGUGAGCUCCAGAGGACCCUGGUCACCACGCCCGUCCGGAUCAAACAGGAACCUCUGGACUAGCGGAGCUUCAUCCUCACCUCUGCUCUGCAGGGGGGACGACUCCUGUCCGCACCGAGAGACUUGUAGAGGAAGCUGAAAUCCGUUUGUUUCUAAGUCAUUUUGACUCUUCGUUAUGGUUGCCAGGUUGGUGGAGAUUGUUCCUGGUCGAAUGAGCUUCAGUCUCACGUCGAAGCUUCGGUCCACUGGCAGGUUACAGGAGAGUUACAAGUGAAACACAGUUUGUCAUCAAUUAACUUACAAUUAUUCAACACAUGUGGGUGUCACCUUUCUAUAUUGGGACAGAGCACCAGCCUCUGUCUGUGCUGAAGACAUUGCUGUACAUAGAUGUGGUGGAAGGGUGGUUUUACAUGUAAUAUGGAGCCAACAGGGACAUUUAAAGACUUUUUUAACAAAAACAUAAACACCCGUUUCAGUCACUGAUGUUUUAACGUAUUAGUUUGUUGAUUCUCAUGUUGUAUUGAUAAAAAGAUCAAGUCUUCAAUGUAUAGGAACACACACAUCCAUACUCUGCAAGUCUACUAUUGUUUUCCUCUCUUCGAUCACCUCAGCAGUUUAAUGAGACGCUCAAAACAGCCUGACGCCGAACAAGAAGACGUUUCUUUUGAAUCCAUUUCUUUAUUUUAAUUUUUUUUGCAAAGGUACAAACAAUAGUAAAAUUGCAUUGCCUGAAAUGAAUCAGGUUUGAAUACAGACUGUAGGAAAUAUAAAUAGUCACAAAAAUGUGUCCUUCAAAGGAUGAUAGCUGGAUGUUCAAGACCCAGGUUCUGACUGAAUUUACAAACACCACAGCUUGAUGUAUCUGUUAGAUCUAUGCACUAUACAAAUAAAUGCCCAUAACAGUAAAAAAAAGAAAGUUAAAGCAUUAAAAACCCUUAAUGUACAGUCAUUCCAAAAAAGUCAAAUGAAAGUGACAACAUUUCAGCACAUUGGGAAGCUGUGGACAAUUCCAUUUAUGUUAGAAAAUACUGAACAGAGACUAGGAAAGAUAUUCUGAGCAUUAAAAGUAGUUUAUAAUUAGAAUCUAAGAUGGUGGGUUUUGUAUAGAGAGCUGUCGCAUUAUUGUACAUGUUGGAGAAAAUAGGGGUGAACCAUACCAGACUGACGCCUGUUGUAAUAACGUCAUGUUGAAUUCAUUAGGCGUCAAUUAUCUCUGUUCAAAUGAGCCAGAAGUGGAGGAGAACCAGCUCCCUGUAAUCUGUAGGGUGAGAAUCAUCAGGAAUCCUACAUUUAUUUUAAAACACGUCAGACCAGUCAGAAGCCACGGGGAGGGGACAUGGGGAGGAGGGAGAGGGGACAUGGAGGAGGGGACAUGGGGAGGAGGGAGGGGACAUGGGGAGAG
Molecule: messenger RNA, 2698 nt
Organism: Hypomesus transpacificus
Lineage: Eukaryota; Metazoa; Chordata; Actinopteri; Osmeriformes; Osmeridae
Product: BTB/POZ domain-containing protein kctd15-like
Biological process (GO): protein homooligomerization
Molecular function (GO): protein binding
Source: RefSeq, a predicted model, not a curated record